GGUCGGGCAUGUUAGUUUCCGCUUCCGGUCGGUAAAGGGCAAGGACAAUGUAAACACGGGACCAGGGGAGUGGUCAUUAGGUAACUGAGGGUACUCUGACCGUGGUGGAAGCCCAGGAAGAGGAGGAAAACGAGGCUGGUGGGUCUUGUGGUUAGGGGAGAAAGGACCUUCAGAAGUCGGAGUUGAGACGCGACGGAGGUACGGCAAAGCCGGGACGCUAAGGGUUCCCACAGUACCUGGUUCCUCACAUUGCUGCUUUAGGAACAGAGUUCAUUUGGAAACUUGAAGGCAGAAUGGCUUCCUUUGGAUGGAAGAGAAGAAUUGGGGAGAAGGUCUCAAAGGUCACUUCACAGCAGUUUGAAGCCGAAGCUGCUGAUGAGAAGGAUGUAGUUGAGAAUGAAGAAGGGAGCUGGCUUCAUGCGGUUAAACGCAGGAAAGAAAGUCUUCUCGAGGGCUGUGUUGAGAAAAGUAAGCAGCUGAAGGAUGAAGGAGCCAGUUUGGUUGAAAAUAAAAGGUAUCGAGAGGCGAUUCAAAAAUGGGACGAAGCACUGCAGUUAACCCCAGAUGAUGCUACCCUGUACGAGAUGAAAUCACAGGUCCUAAUGUCUCUUCAUGAAAUGUUCCCUGCAGUGCAUGCAGCUGAAAUGGCCGUGCAGAGAAACCCACAUUCAUGGGAGUCUUGGCAAACUUUGGGACGUGCUCAGCUUGGAUUAGGAGAGAUAGUCCUGGCAAUUCGAAGUUUUCAGGUAGCCCUUCACAUCUAUCCAAUGAACCCUGAAAUAUGGAAAGAAGACCUUUCUUGGGCAAGAACACUCCAGGAGCAGCAGAAGGUAGCACAGAAGAUUAAGAAGUGUGACGCGUCAGCGGAAAUGACACAUUUCUCACCAAAGUCAAUCCCCGACUAUGACUUUGAAAGUGAUGAGAUUGUUGCUGUUUGUGCAGCAAUUGCGGAGAAACAGAAGACAGUUUCAGCUAAUAAGACAAUGGUUAUUGUUUCGGCCUCUGGGACUGUAGAGACGGUCACUGAGAAGGAAGAUGGUGUUACACCACCAGAUGGCUCUGUUUUUAUCAAAGCCCGAUAAAAGUAGCAGGAACCCUUUGAAUCUGGCUUUUUGAUUGCUCUUAAAGUUUGAGGCCUAGGGACAUCUACUGUGGAGAGACAGAAUAAAACUCCUGUUUGUAAAAUGAGUUCUGCAGAUGAGGCGUAUAAAAAAUAAAUGGUAGAAUUAUUGUAUAGUGUUUGGGCUGUGCUUUGAUAAGUUACGAUUUAAACUUCUUAAGGUUAGAAUUGUGAGUACAGUGAGUACAGAGUUUUGAUUAAUAAACUUAAAAAAAUAAUCCAAAAAUGUAAGUGAACGCAUUUUAAAGACACAACUUGAAAAGUGAAUUCUCUAAUAGUGAAUAACUUGAUGGCCAGUGUUAUUAAAAUGUUGACUCGUUGGCUUUUGUUUCACGAUAAAGGAAGUUGGUGAUUUCUUUCCCUCCUAAUACUCCUGUUACUUACUAUUCAUUCUGUUUUUCUGGUUGCAUUAGAGGAAGUCUCCCAAAGCUCAAAUAUUUUUUGACAUUUAUUUUGAUUCAAAGUUGUCAUUUGGUUAUUUUUGGAAUCUUUGAAAGUUUGGCUGAAAAUGCAUGCAACUGUGUACAUUCUAAACAUUUUCUGGACUUUCUCUUCAUUCUGAUUUGUGCUUAUAUUUUGAAUUCAAAAUUAUUACAACAAUGGUAGUUGCCUUCUUCAGUAUUAGAUAUGUGAAAUACUGAUCAAUGUCACAAUGAUGGUUUUAUUGUUUUAGUUGUAAAAGUAGAUAGAGUAUUCCUUACCACAAGUGAGUCAUGUUUAAGAUGUGCAUUUUUGAAAAAUGCUUUUAUAGAUAUGUCAUAUCAAAUUGUACUGCUGCACUGGCCCAGUCGAAAGUAGUAUUUUCUUCUUAUUUUUAAAAGCUUAAAAACUCUGAAAAAAACUUACCUUUUGCUUUUAACGUUCCAGCUGAUGGUUUGGAAUUCUUUUUCUAGAUAACUUUUUUGGAACUACUCAAUUAAAUUACAAUUUUAAAUAGCUAAAUUAUGUCUUUCUAAAAAAGUAGGAAUGUGUAUGAGUGUCAGUGAAUGUAUAUAUCUUGGGCAUGACAUACAUAGGAACUGAAACAUGACUUAACAGUACAAUCCCAUGAGUGGAGAAGAAUAUAUUCAAAGAAAUAUUUCGUUGAAAGGCCACGAUCGCAUUCACAAAUCAAUACUGUCAUUGCUAAUAUGAGUUAUUUUUAUACCACAUAUAUUAUAGUACAAUUAUAUAGAACUACUGGGUCCUGUUACUUCUGACACUCAGGAAGCUAUUUUUGCUGUAAAAUUAAUUUUUUCCUUGUCAGAGAUGAAAGUAAGCUGUUUUAAAGAAUCUUACCUUAACCUGUUGGAGCAUGUAAGUAAUGGUCUACAUUUUUCUGAGAUGAUUUAAAAAAUGUUUCCUUUAGUGGAAUGCUUACCUCUUUUUUUUUUUUUUUUUCAGAGUGUUAUAUUUUCCCUCAAAGUUACAUCAGAAAGUUAGCUGUGGUUAGGUUAGUUUUAGAGUAAUUGAAAAACACAAAUAUUAGUUACAUUUUAUUUUGUUUAAUAAAGGAUAUUCUCACAGGGUAGAUACUUGAGUAUAUACAGAAGUGAGCAUUCACCCUUUGGUAUGUGGUUUUGAGAAGUGGGUUUUUGUUUAUCGUGUAAUUUGUGAAUAAAUAGUUUUUUCUGCACUGUAAA
Messenger RNA from Neofelis nebulosa (Clouded leopard), 2742 nucleotides. It is a transcript of the gene TTC33, whose product is annotated as tetratricopeptide repeat domain 33. Gene Ontology annotation, molecular function: protein binding. The record is from RefSeq and is a predicted model, not a curated record. The transcript has 6 exons. NCBI's taxonomy places the organism in Eukaryota, Metazoa, Chordata, Mammalia, Carnivora, Felidae. The coding region runs from base 294 to 1082 and encodes 262 amino acids.